GGACGGUUGCUAGGGGCCGCGCCGCUGUGUGCGAGGGGAAUUGCGGACCUCCCUGAGAUACAGCAAGAAAUUUACAGGAAGGACGACAGGCUCCUCACCUUGUUAAAAGAUGUUUAUGUGGAGUCCAGAGACCCCCCGGCACAGGUAAAAAAUGGAGGUGGUGAACAUCUUCCACGUAAACAGGUGGAAAAGAGAUUGACAAAACUAGGUCACUUGGAAGAGCUAGAUAUUAAGAAAGUUCCCAAAGGCAAAAUUUCCAUUGUGGAGGCUCUGGUGCUUCUUAAUAAUCAUAGACUUCAUCCUCAGAUAUGGACUGCAGAGAAAAUAGCAGCAGAAUACAGUCUGGAACUGAAUGAAGUCAACUCUCUUCUGGAAUUCUUCAUUCCUUUUUCCCUUCAAGAGUUUCCUAAAGAAACAAAAAAAGCUAUAAAACCAACUUAAGAAUAUUUAUAAAAAACUUGUGUGAUCUUGUUUGUGUCUUAAUUAUACUCCUGGGUAUGUUCAGUGUCUGAAAAGUGCUGGUAAUGUUAUUUUCAUUAUUCAGCAAGGCUGCUGUCUUGUACCAAAAAGAUGUAUUCAGGCAAUUCCAUUCUGCAUUUGAUAGCUUCAGUUACAUCUGGUAAUUAAGGACAGAGUUUGUAAAACAGAUUUUAACAACUAAGUUGUGUGAGAGCCUGUUACAGGGUUCUGAUUGUUUCAUUCGUGUGUUUUCCAUUCAGUUAAAAUAUGUAAAUUCUAUUUAGAAAUUUAACUUAAACAAACAAGGAAAAAAAAACACGAACAGGUUGUCUUUCUUAACAGAGACUUCCUAGCCUCCAGCAAAAUCAGUACUCUGUGUGUAUUAGCUUUGUAAUUCAUGUUGCAAGGACUUGCUCUCAAGGUGCGUGUAUGUUAAAGCAGCUUUAUUUCUGUUGUAUAAAAGUUAAAUAAUACUUACACUUUAUAAAGAGUAUUAGCCAUAAGAUUUAGGAUGCUCAGCUAUGUCAAAAUACAAAGAAUAGCAAGAAGGCUUCUUCCUGAUGACUAAUGUGUGACCCUUCUUUCACUCCAUUCUGAUUUUGCUGAAUUAUCUGUACCUCCCCAGGUACUCUCCAUCAGUCACUGAAUUUGUAGAGUGAAAAUCUAGUAUGGCAGUCUUUUACAGCGGCCUCUGGCAUUUGCUGUAUGGGAAGUAAUGGUUCACAUAGUAGGUAGCUGUUAAAUGCAAUUGUAUCUACUGAUUGAACCCACUAGUAAAUCUUUUGUAAAUGUCUACCUGUGCUGUUGUAAUAAGCCUUUUUCCCCCAUGGAGGCCUCCUCUGAUUCAUCCAAGUACAAGCUUAGAUCAGCGUGUUCACUGAUAAACAAGUUUUCCUCAGGCUACCACACUCAAGUUAGACAGCAUCCUUUAGUUUUUAGUAAAGAAAGUCAAGCUGCGGAGAUAACUGGACUGUAGCCUUGAUACUCUGGGUCUGUGUAAAUAAGGAAGAAGUUUAGCACUGCUGGCAAGUACUGACUGGUGAAAAAUGGUUCAUGUUCUCCAGCUGACUUAGAAAAGAAAGCAGAGUUUAUGUUUAAAAUUACAGUAUGCUUGUUUUCAUUUAAAAAAUAAUGUUGAAAUGUUUACACUGCAAUGUGAAUGUUUCUAAUGUCCAUCAUCAAAAAAAGCUAAAUAUAACUUCCUUUUUAAUGACUUCUUGUUAGGUCUUAGAAUUCUGAUUAUGGCAAAUAUUUUAACAAGAACAACAUCAGCUUUGCUAUUUCAUAGCAAGAUUCUUCUCUGAAGUGGAACAAAGUGUUUAAUUAUAGUUUGCCACAGUGUAUUCAAAGUUUUUUUUUUUAAAGUACAUAUCAUUAUAGACAAGUGAAAGAUUGUGUAAAGAUUCUGAUUUGUCUUGGAUGUGAGUAAUCUGUAACUUAACGGGGACAGACCUGAGCUGGAAAUAACAAAUAAUAAUUCUGAGCUGUGAGCCACAUUAUAAUUUACUUCUUUUCCACAAAAUACCCUUCUAUGCUGUAACAGAAACACUGUAUUUUUCAAUACUGUUCAUCCUAGUGUAAUAUUUAAGGUGGAAUUCAGAAAGAACAGCUGUGGAAUACAUUUGGUACAGAUACUUUAUUUUUGUAGGAUACUCUGUGAUUUCCUUAUUUGAAAAUGGAUCUUCAGUUAUGCAUUGGAGUUAAUUAAAAACUUGCCUUACAAUCAGCAUUAGACAACGGUUUAACCAUGCCCCUUGACUCAGUACCUGUUUUGGUAUUUCUUUUACACUUUUAACUUGGUUUUGUCUAUUCCCUUUCCUGUGGCUGUUUAGCUGUUGACAUAAGAAAAAGGUGUUCUUCAAGCAAAUGUUUUGAAGUGGUAAUUAUGGAGAAUUUGUGGGGAUCUGCCAUGUUUUAUGGGAUUCUUAUGUGGAUAAUUUCUCAUGUUUCAUUUCUAUGGAUAUGCUGUGCCAAAUUUCAAAUGUUUUUGACUGCUAUGUAGAAUUACUAAAUUUGGUAAAGAACAAUUUACAUUGUUCUGUAGGAAUGUUCCAGCAGGUAUUCUCGCUUCUAGACUUGAGUUUUCUCUAAGAUGUCUCUAGGGGGAGUCUAUUUGCUCACUUAUCUGUGUUUUCUGGGAUGUCCUCACUUCAGUGCAUCUGUUUCUCUAGCUUCAUUCUGUAAGUUUGUAUUCCCAGUCUUCUCCAGCCAGUCUUCUCUGCCACUUUCUAUGAAAACUAUGUAGCUGCUCUUUUUGCUUUCUACUGGCUCACAGGCAAAUGUUGCUUAUGUUCUGUUAUCACAGUAUCAGUGACUUGUUUUAUUUCAGCAGAGUGGUAUCUUGCCUUCCAGGAGUAACAUAUCUGAGGUAAAGGUGAGAGGACUGAGCAAACGUUUUGUUCUGGAGAACUUGUGGCAGAUUUUCAAAAGGGAUGUAGCUUUUCAUACAUCUUCAACAUUUGUCCUUUGAGGUAUUUUAAACUAAAAUAGAUCUUGUGCUGCCUUUCUUUGUAUUAAUAGUAGCCAGGUUCUUGCAGUUUGCUGAAAUAGCAGGUUCAGUGUUGUAAGGCAAGAAGGAGGUUUAACUCCGCUUUCUGUGCAGUUCAGUAGAGGGAACUUCAGUUAAAAAAAAAAAAAAAAAAAGCAAUCUUUCUGUAGUUAUCCAGCAUAUUCAACCAACCUGUCUUUUAAGCAACCUAUUUUUACCCAAGAAGGAAAGAAAGUGAUGCUCUUAAGUUAGAUAUAUGUACUAAACUUAAAGAGUAUCUUAUUUCUGUGUUGAAAAAUGGGAUCAAACCUCAAGUAGUUGUAAUACAGGAUUAAAACUUCUGAAGUUUAAAAGGGCUUGUUUGUUUAAAAGGGCCUUUUUCAUAUAAGACUGUACUUGUUUGAAAUUCUGGGAAGCUUCAGGUUUCAUAGUUCUGUGCCAGAAUGCUUUUAGAAUAGUUUUCUGGUUGUCGUGUGGCAGCGGUGUUGAAUUCACAGCAACAGCUAUAGGAACCUGCUCAGUGCAGGUAGGCUUCAGGUGCAAAUGGCUUUUGGUACUUGAGUCUGGAAGGGCAAGGAAGGUCUGUGCUGACUGACAUGCUAUUAAUGAUCAAACCACUGCAUUGGUGCCUGUCCUUACUGAAUACGUCUCAGUAAUCUAUGAACCUAGUUAAUUUUGUAACCUUCCAUGGUUUAGGUAGGUACUGCCACAUUGUUAUUGGUGCUAAGCGUUUUCUGUUGAGGGCUUCCAGACAAUGCUUUUGUAACAGAGAGAACAACCCCCUAGAAGGUGACGACAAGCUAUUUAGCACGGAUCAGGAUUAGGUGUUGUAAGAGGGUGCAGUAGGUCCAUCCAUGUUUUUUGGCCUCCUGACAAAGUGUGGCACUGCUGCAUUAAAAGAGAAGAAAUUGGAAGGGAGCUGUAGCAGAGUAGUCAGCUCCUACGGGGAUGCAAGGCUUUUGUAGGACUGAAGCCCUGUCUGUGGCUAGGUGCACUGGUGCACAGGUGCAGCCAUACCUGUGAGUGGGGUUGCCCUAUAGAACAGAGUCCAUUGAUGCUGCUGGUGCUAUCCAGGCUUAUUCCUGACACACGCUUUUGCAAGCAGAAGCAUGGAUGUAAAGUAACUGAUAGGUCUGCUUAUGUGAGAGGUGUUUGGAGAAACAAUGCAGGUCUGGUAGCCUGCAUGUGGCUGGGAAUACUGAGUUGGUGCUAACUGCCUGUCUUAGCAGAGAGAAGGAAAAAAAAGAUGAAGGCGUAGUCUUCAGAGUGUUUUCUCUGAUCCAAAGGAUGCGCUGUUCUUAAUUGCACAGAGCUUUGUUCCAAGGGGAAAAAAACAACAUAGUGCAGGUUGUGAUUCAAGCAGUUCUGACUUGCUCCAGACCAGGUGCUGCCUGGACCACAGUUGUGUUGCAGAGUUGAGGUGCUGGGCAGGAGGCUGUGUGCUGUCACUCAGUUGCCUUCAGUCCCGGUCCUUUGUGCUGGUAGCUCAGCAUUGUACCCUAAAGCAUGUAUUUAGAACUGAGAAGCAGUCUUUUAUCCUUGUCUGCAUCAGUUGCUAUCUUUCGGUUGGAUCAAACACAUUCAUGUUACUUCUAUUACCAGCCAUGUCCACAGGGAGGAAAAAAGUUACUAAAACUAGGUACAGUACCAAAAUGUGACUGAAUUUUUUGAGUACAUUAUCUGCAGUUCUUUGAUUUGGGACAGGAAAAGUUUAUUCUAAAACCUAUUUUUAUAGUCUAGUAAAAUAUUUUUAUGUUUGAUAUGAGAUGUCAUUUAUUGCUAAGAAUAUUCAAGCUGAAUGCAAAAUAUUUGGUUUUAAGAUAUCCCUCACCUUGCCGUAUAAUGGGAAAUAUUUUGUUAUUGUUCUAGUCAGUCUCAGAAACAAAUGCUAAGACUUCUGAUAAGCAGAAGUUCAUCCCAAACUGGUUGCUGCCAUUCACUCCCUUGCCAUGAUCCUGUCCUCCCACUCUCCCCACUAAUUUGUUGCCGUGUGCCAUCUGGCAAGUCUCUAGCCCUGUGUCACAGAUCUGUAAUUAACUGUGUACAAUGAGUGAGGCUGAUUUACUGUGUAUCUAAAGCUACAGUGAAACUGGAAUAAACAGAAAGCAAGUGCAUUGAGUAGCAGUGAAUUAAAGCAAAGCAGGCUACUGAAGAUGUCUUCUGGAAGAAAUAAUGCCACAUGGCUCGUUUUGUUCCUCCACAGGGGAAGGAAUUGGGAAUAAAAUUCAUAUUGUGUUCCUCCUUUCUCAAUUACCUGUCAUCUGUUAAAGAUUUCCUGUGUGGGAACAAAUUCAUAGUUGUUGUCACUUAAAGAUAAAUUCUAUCAGCUCAUUUCUGCACAUGCAGUACUUUAAUAUUAAACUGGAACUAUUUUCCUGUGACUGGCAUUUAAUCGCGGUUUCUUAGCCUUUUUGGAAACAAUACACUGUUUUGUAUAUUUUAAUAAAGGUUAUUUGAAUUUUACCAUGGCCACAGGUCGUGACUAAAAGCUGACAAGAUGCAAUUAAAAGCAAGUCUUGUUUCCACCAAUGACAAAUAUCCAUUUGUAAUGCAUAGGUUCAAAAACAUAAAUAGUUCUCUAGCCUUAAAAAAGUAGUGAAAGAGCAACGUUUCUGAGAGAUCCUAAGGAAAAAACAUAGUUUCACUGACAGAGCAUUAUAGGAAACCCUUGUUGGGUUUUUAUACUCAAAAUGUUGCAUUUUCUGCAAUUCUGCUGCUUUGGAACUUGUUAUGGAAUUCAAUCCUUGCUUCAGCAUUGUGCUUUAUAAUACAACAUUCAGUUCUUCCAGGAUAUGCAAUUAAUUCUCAGUCAGGACAAAGGCCUGAGCUGAAUGUGAGCCAUACUCCUCAAAUCCCAUUAAGAUUGCUGCAACCUAAAAUAAUACUUUUCAGAAAUAUGAACCAAUCCCAUUGUGUUAGCUGCUAGCUACUUCUGAAAAUGAAAAAGGAAAAUCUAAAUCUAGUUAAAAUAGAAAUGCAGAAUAUGAUAUUAAUGUAAAUAAAUUACAUAAAGCUUUUGA
Meleagris gallopavo (turkey) is the source of this 5967-nucleotide messenger RNA. The record is from RefSeq and is a predicted model, not a curated record. NCBI's taxonomy places the organism in Eukaryota, Metazoa, Chordata, Aves, Galliformes, Phasianidae.